AGUCCGCGUCGGAGAGCUGCCCGCGACGCUCGUCUGCGAGUUCAAUCCCUCAGAUACGCUGCUGGUUUACGGUGAGCCGUAACACGACACGUUUGGAGGGACCGCUACGCGUGUGUCUGGUGCUUUGUGAACUUCGGAUACUGUGUUUCUUGUGACAAGUGACAAUGCAUAUGUGCUGAUUUCUCCAGUCAUCUUCUUUUAGGAUUUUUGACGACGCAACUAGUUCCGGAUCAGCUCAGCCGAUUGUCGUUAUGAAAGUAGUCAGCCUACAACUGCCAUCCGGGCCAAGUAUGGAGCGACUGCCGCUGCCAUUUAGCCCAACGGAACUUUUGUGGCGGUAUCCCCUGCCAUGGGCACCGCCACCACCCUCACCGCUCGGUGACACCAAAGCCCAACUGCCAGCGGGUCUUCCACCAGAACCCAGACUCUGGACAAGGGAAGACGUUGUAGUAUUUUUAAAAUGGUGCGAGAGGGAAUUUGACUUGCCCAACUUCGACAUGGAUCUCUUCCAAAUGAAUGGCAAAGCGUUGUGCUUAUUAACAAAAACAGAUCUAGGCGAACGUUGCCCAGGAGCCGGUGAUGUGUUACACAAUGUUCUACAGAUGUUAGUUCGUGAUGCAGCACUUUUGGGAAGAGUCCCAUCAUCACCUGUAACACCAACAGCGCGCGCGGCUCCAUACCCACCCUCGCCUCACUCUCACCCACCUACCCCUACCUGGGCUGUCGACGGCUUUCAUCAUUUUCAUAGUGCUGCUGCCGCUGCAGCACAACCUAACUCCGUAACAUUAAGUCCAGCUCCUUCAGUGGAUAGCUCCGGAAGCCCACAACGUGGGGAAUCAAUGAGUUAUGUGACGGCAUAUGCGCCUCCCGUUCCUGCAACAACCCAAGCUGCCAGUUCUGGAAGCAACCAUUCGGAUUCUGAUGAAGAGGCUCAGUUUGCGCCACCACCUCGGUCACCUAAAGAAACCCCUCUUACGAGUCCAGCACCGCAAAACCACACAACCCAACACGGUCACUAUCGCACGCAACACAGAGAAUUCUUCCCUAAUGAUAUGCCCGAGUCAAAUACAAAUGGUAGACUUUUAUGGGACUUCCUACAGCAACUUCUCAAUGAUCCUACUCAGCGAUACACAAAUUACAUUGCAUGGAAAAAUAGAGAUACUGGAGUCUUCAAAAUUGUCGACCCUGCUGGACUGGCAAAACUUUGGGGCAUUCAGAAAAAUCACCUGUCGAUGAACUAUGACAAGAUGUCACGUGCUCUUAGAUAUUAUUACCGCGUCAAUAUUUUAAGAAAAGUGCAAGGCGAGAGGCACUGUUACCAGUUUCUCAGAAACCCUACAGAAUUAAAAAAUAUCAAAAAUAUAUCUCUGUUACGUCAGCAAAUGAGCCCUACAAGAGUGGCUCAACAACCAGUGGUAAAGUCGGAAAUGAAAGAGGAACGUUGCGACGAUGAACCAGUUGACGAAGAUAUGCCAACAGACUUAAGCAUGGCGGCGUCAGAACCAUGGCGAAAACGUGCGCGACCCGAUCCCGCAAAUAUUCCAUCCCAGCAUGACAAGCAUCGCAUCAGUACCCUCAUUGGGGAUAACUUAAUAUUAAAACGUGAAACUGAUUACAGUGCAGAAAGUUACGCACUGAAUCUCAGAAGUGAUAAGUGUGAACAAUGAUCAUCAAUUAUUAACAAAAAGGGACACUUUCAGUGCAGUACGUCUUUAUGUGUAUAAUAUAGGAUAAGUAUUAUUAAAGAUGUGCAACGACUCCACUCCACCUACUAAAACUCUAGUCAAUUUUCUCUCAGAACCAUUAAUU
Diatraea saccharalis (sugarcane borer) is the source of this 1809-nucleotide messenger RNA. Lineage: Eukaryota; Metazoa; Arthropoda; Insecta; Lepidoptera; Crambidae. The record is from the annotation of a GenBank genome assembly.